GCCGAAUUUCAGCAAAGAACCAAGAUCAUCCCUAUUGAGGUCGAAGAGGAAGCACAAGGCGUUGAGCCACUCUCGGCGUCUGUCUCAACGCCCAACGUCCCUCUGAGCAGCAUGGCCUCAUCUUCGAAAUCCUUCGUUAGUCAGGGCGUUGUUGAAGGUAGCGAGACUAUUCGAAGACAGGAAGGUGUUAAAAUUCCGAUAAAUGAAGAAUCUGUGGCAAGUCACGAAGAAGGCCAAAUGCUGUGUCAGAAUGUCACUCAGGUCCCUACGAGCGCUGUAUCUGAAUCUCGAAAGGUCGUUAUUAGUGGCUCUGAUAUCGGCGAAGCAAGUGAAGAGGCUUCUGUCUCCAAGAAAAGUCAUCUCUCGUUCGAGUCACAAUCCACGAGGCACAAGGCAGGUGAAAUUUGCACGUCUGGAAACCGCCUUCCUAUCGUAAAAAGAGGUCUUUUCUUUGACGAUUCCUUCUUUCAAGACACCAGGAAGGAUUUCCAGAAAGCGAUAAAAGAAGUUCUGGUUAGAUCGGGAGAGGAGUCUUCAGCCGUCGACGAGAUGGCCUGUUACAGAAGUCUCCGAUCACGUCACUUGGGAGAUGAUACUCAGGCUGUUACGUCCUCGGAGGAUGAACGUUAUCAUAAGUUCAUUCUCGACGUUCAAGAUUUUGUUGACGGAGAGGUAAAUGUAGAGGCUGUGAACGAUAGAGAGCUGGUGGUGGAAGGUCGCGUAGAGAAGGAGGAAGGGGGAUCAAAGUCAACAAAGCGCUUCAUUCGACGCUUCCUUGUCCCAGGACACUUCAAUCUCGAGGGGGUUGAUUCUUCCUUGUCUUCUGAUGGCGUGCUGACAAUUACGGUUCCCAAAAUGAAAAUAGGUGGCAGCUUGUCUCAUGAAUCCCACGUCUCUGCCUUAUCAAAAUCUUCACUUGAAUCUGUAGGUCAAGAUCCCACUACCAUCUUAACAACGAUGAAAAAUGUAAAAGAACAAAUCAUCCCUCUCGACGUGGAAGACAGCGAUGGACUUUCGAUUUCGCGAGAACGUGAAGACAUCGCUAACUUCGGCAGCUCCUCCAUGCGAGUCUCUCAAGAAGCACAUAGAACAGGUUAUUCAGCUCCCUCUGAGGAUGAAGAUAUGUUUAUCGCAGUCGUCAAGCAGCCAGAUUACCGCUAUAAGGUUGUUGCCCAAGAAGGAGAGGGUGAAAUGCUCGGCGACGGACACCUGGACGUCCAAGCAACGCAGCAGACGAGAACUGACCUCGGAAGGGAAUCAAAGACUGUUGGCACCGUUGGCGUUACUUCCGGAAGCGGUUAUUUGCCUAUAACUAGGAAGGGUCCAUUUGACAGCGAUUAUUUCUUCGAGAAUGUUCGUGAGAAUUACAGCCAAGCUGUGAGAGAAGUGUUGGAAAAGGCUAAGGAAUGGUCCUGUCGAAGUGACGCCAUACAGAACUACAGAAGUCUCCGUCAGCGCAACCUCAGAUUAGACAAUCAAGCCGUUAACGUCUCAGAGGAUCAGCAUUCACACAAGGUUGUUAUGGAUGUCCAUGACUUCACUGGCGGGGACGUGACAGUGCAGCUAGUGGGAGGAAAGGAGCUCCUGGUGGAGGGGCAGGCGGAGAGGCAGGAGGAAAACAGGGUUUCCAGGCUAAGCUUCGUCCGGUGCUUCCCUCUGCCCGACCACGUGGACCGCGACUCCAUCACCACCGCCCUCUCCUCCGACGGCAUCCUCACCAUCAUUACCAUGAAGAAAUGAAAUCCUCCGUGGCAUGCUCGAGAAACAGAUAUUGGAAGCCAGAGUUUUUUUUCUAGCCAUGAGGGGAGAGUUUUUUACUGCUCUGGUUCCUUCUCGGCCCAACCUAAUCUUGUCUGGAUGUCGAAAACUGAGUCUGAAUGAUACACAUCUGAAUGGCAUUCCAGUAAAAUAAAAUUAUUGUGACA
Messenger RNA from Penaeus indicus, 1925 nucleotides. RefSeq lists its product as uncharacterized. Lineage: Eukaryota; Metazoa; Arthropoda; Malacostraca; Decapoda; Penaeidae. Gene Ontology annotation, biological process: response to heat; protein refolding. Gene Ontology annotation, cellular component: cytoplasm; nucleus. The transcript is spliced from 5 exons. The record is from RefSeq and is a predicted model, not a curated record. The coding region runs from base 112 to 1740 and encodes 542 amino acids.